AUGACCCAUGGGGUGGGCCAGGGGCUGGUGGAGCUGGUGGUGGCCCUGGCACAGGACCUGGUGCUGGUGUUCUGGGGGUACCAGGAUUCCCGGAUGAGCGAGAUCGUGUCCAGAAGAAAACUUUCACCAAAUGGGUCAACAAGCACCUCAUCAAGGCCAAUGCUGAUCGACAUGAGCCGGGUGUAUCGUCAGAGCAACCUGGAGAACCUGGACCAGGCCUUCACCGUGGCCGAGCGGGACCUGGGUGUGACGCGGCUGCUGGACCCCGAAGACGUGGACGUGGCGCAGCCAGACGAGAAGUCCAUCAUCACUUACGUGUCCUCGCUGUACGAUGCCAUGCCGCGUGUGCCCGAGGUGCAGGACGGCGUCAAGGCCAACGAGCUGCAGCUGCGCUGGCAGGAGUACUACGAGGUGGUGACGGGGCUGCUGCAGUGGAGCCGGCAGCACUCGACGCUCUUCGAGGAGCGUCGUCUCCCCGCCAGCUACGAGGAGAUCGAGGAGCAGAAGGAGCAGCUGGCAGAGCUGGGGACGCAGCUGGGGGGUCUCGCCCGCCGUGCCAGGACCAUCGUGCAGCUGAAGCCGCGGAGCCCCGGGACCCCCCUGCAGGGCCGGCCCCCCAUCCAGGCCGUCUGCGACUACAAGCAGAUGGAGCUCCCCAGGGUGUCCCCGUGGUGUCCCGCGGUGCUGAGCCCUCCCUGUGUCCCCCCAGGAGAGCAGGACGAGUCGCUGUGCAAGAGCUACAUCUCGCAGCUGAAGGACAUCCGGCUGCAGCUGGAGAGCUGCGAGAGCCGCACCGUGCACCGGCUGCGCCUGCCCCUGGACGCCGACCCGCUGCGCGAGUGCGCCCAGCGCCAGGCCGAGCAGCAGCAAACCCACCUGGAGCUGGAGGGCAUCCAGAAGAACCUGGCCAAGGUCAGCGAGAAGACGGAGCAGGUGCUGGCGCAGCCGGAGCAGGCGGGCUCAGCCCCUGUCCUGCGCUCCGAGCUGGAGGUCACCCUGCGGAAGAUGGAGCAGGUGUACAGCCUCUCCAGCAUCUACCUGGAGAAGCUGAAGACCAUUGGGCUGGUGAUCCGGAGCACGCAGGGGGCUGAGGAGCUGCUCCGCAAGUACGAGGAGCAGCUGAAGGAUGUGCAGGCGGUGCCGGCUGACCUGGCUGAGCUGGAGGCCAGCAAGGCCGAGCUG
Messenger RNA from Manacus vitellinus (golden-collared manakin), 1182 nucleotides. RefSeq names its product plectin-like. The record is from RefSeq and is a predicted model, not a curated record. Gene Ontology annotation, molecular function: structural constituent of muscle; ankyrin binding; cadherin binding. Lineage: Eukaryota; Metazoa; Chordata; Aves; Passeriformes; Pipridae. Gene Ontology annotation, cellular component: intermediate filament; perinuclear region of cytoplasm; focal adhesion. The transcript is spliced from 10 exons. Gene Ontology annotation, biological process: hemidesmosome assembly; intermediate filament cytoskeleton organization; wound healing. The annotation marks the transcript as partial.